This is a messenger RNA of Trichobilharzia szidati, 991 nucleotides long. The record is from the annotation of a GenBank genome assembly. NCBI's taxonomy places the organism in Eukaryota, Metazoa, Platyhelminthes, Trematoda, Strigeidida, Schistosomatidae.
GUUCCCGCCAAAUGACUGCAAAUUUAAAUCUGCCAAUCACAUGAUGAACAGAUGACCUACAGUACCGUAGACGUCACAUAGCCUAUGGCUUCCCUUCAAUGCGGUUCUUCAAAAAAUUCCAAAGAGGAUUACUUAAAGCGUUACCUCGAACCAGUGAGUAGUAAAAAGAAACGAAAAGCUGUUAAUGAUGUAACAGUGAAGUAUAUCUCUGGUGAUCUCCCUGAAACCCUGGAUGCUUUCUAUAAAUCAGAUCCAGACAGUUUCACCUUCCCAAAUAUUCCAGAUCCUGAUGAUGAUAAUGGUGAACACCAGCAACAACCAGCAACAAUUGUACGACAGACGGCACUGUUAAAAAAUACUAAAGCACCAAAACCACUUGACAAGUCGAAAAAAGAAGCGGAAUUAGAAGCGAGAUAUGAUGUAUGGAAUAAAGGCAUUAAAACAUUAGAAGAAACAUACAACAAAUUAAAAGAACAAGAAUAUGAAAGUUCUAAACCCCUGGCAAGAUAUGCUGAUGAUAAAGAUCUUACAGAACACUUGAAGUCGCAAAUACACGCCGAGGAUCCUAUGGCUCAGUAUUUUGCGAAGAAAAAGAAGAAGAAGAAACAUGGCAAGAAAAAGCAUAAAGGUUCCGAUGGUGGAUCUCAUUCAGAGGGUUCAGAGAAUAGUGAUGAUGAUGAUGAUGACGAAGAAGACAGUCGACCACGUUAUCAAGGACCUGAACCACCGCCAAAUCGUUAUGGUAUUCAACCAGGUUAUCGAUGGGAUGGUGUAGAUCGUAGUAAUGGUUUUGAGAAGAAAAUAGUUGAAGAUCAAACAAGACGUCGUGUGGAACGAGAAGCAGCUCAGCGUUGGGCAAUGGAAGAUAUGUGAGAAGCUACUACUACUACUACUAUUUCAUCACCUUCUGUUUUCUUCUUCUUUUAUCGCGUUAUCCGCGAAUAUUGUGUACAAAUUGUAAAUUUGAUAAAUAUAUACAUAUAUAUUUUUU